ACUGCUCGUUAUACAUCACAUCAAUGUGUUGGGUGUGUGUUGUAAGUGGGUAGCCUGCAUGUGCAUUUCUACAACCAUUGGACAACGUAAACUAGUUACAUCUCGCUCAAGAGAAGUGCUGAAGUUUGUCUACUUUCCUGUAAGCAUUUCUUGGUGUAAGGAACCAAUAUGAAGAUACACUCGACAGACGGCAAGCUUCAACAAGCUAAGGUUGUGUAUGAUGGUAGCACGUACACCACAGUGACACUGCCGUCAACAGAUUCGACAACGGAUAAGUGCAAAGAGUGCGAUGUAAACUUGACCAAGUCCUCCCACCCAGAAGUAACGCCGACGCACCAUCAGACGCGGUGCUGGACAUUCGGCAUCUCGGCGUGUUGCAUCUUCAGUCUGGUAGCGUCGGUGGGACUGUUUGGGCUACUCUACUCGGCAGCCAGACCGGUAAGCUACGCAGCCGGCGAGUGCGAGUACCCGAUAUUUGCAGAGGAACAGCAGAAAGUAUUCGAAGUAAUGACGGCUGAUGAGGAGACUAGGAUAGAGACGUUUGAUGUACCACAGAUCAACGAGAACCACCCAGCAACGGUGCUCUACGAUUUCUAUAAUGAGGUAACGGUGUAUCUUGAUCGAGCUGAGGAGGUAUGUUUCAUAAUGAAGCUUAACAGAUCGCAGGUAGUCCAGCCUAAGACGCUGCUUGAAGCUUUUGUCAGAUAUAUUAAGGGUGAUUUCUCGCUUGAUUUCGAUGUAAUUCGCGAGACGAUGCACGUCGACGGACCGCCAAUUUCCGACAUCGCUCAUUUCGGUGCGGGAACCGAUAUCCUCUGCCACGAUUUGCCCGUAUACCGCCUGACUCAUUCAAACUCAAAGGCACUACGAAAGAGAAGCAUUUCAUCUCCAAAACACACUGUAAAAUACUUCAAUGGUCUACACUUGGUGGAACUCAGUGUGGACUACUAACAAAAAAUCUCACCAAAUUGUUUGUUUGUGACUGUGCUGGCGAUUGGAGGAUAAAGUUUGUUUUCAUUUACCAAUGAUUUUUCAAGACAAAAUUUGAGUGGAUGCACUCCAAGCGAUGUCUUGUUUUCCUUAUCAGCCGGUACCUCUUCAAACUCUCCUUAGCGGGACAUCUAUUGUAAUUAUUUUAUUUUAUUUUAUUUUAAUUCUAUUUUAUUUUUCUUCAAUAUUGCGCAAAAUAAACUCAAAUCGGUGAUUGUUAGCGUUUUGGAAUGUAAUUAUUUGUUGUGUCUUCGGAUCGCUUUCCAACAACAUAACGUCAGCAACUCAAAUCGUAUCCGAAAAACCCCCACGAUGAAGUAGUGACGUAAUAAUAUGUUACUACAAACAUGCAUUCCACUUAUGGUUUACUACAAGAAACAACACGCAUAUUUUGUACAAUCUUAACCCACCAAAGCUGAUUUUAAACUAUAGUUUGACAAUUUGUUCAAUGUUGAUAACGUUUUUUCGAAAACAAAACAAUUCUUGUCAAAAUGAUGUUGGACUCGGAACCUUACAUAACUACACAUCCUAUAGUAAGUGAAGUGUAUUGUUCCACAUUGAGUUGCCUUACGGUUCUGCCAGCCAAUGUGGCUGUGUGGCAACCAGAAAUGCCGGCCGAGGUCGAGUUGACUUUCCUUCCCGUCUAUGUGUGUUAUCCAUGUGUACCGUUUAUGCAGUUCUAAAAAAUAUAUAAUGAAACCGAUUUUAACAAGUUGUCACUCGUCGGAGACUUUAAAGAAUGCCACUAUCCAAUUAGAGUAAUAGUUGGCAUAUCAGUUCGUGAUGUGUAUUUUAAAGAGCUCCUAACAGCCCUCAACGAUAAUCUAAACAGCGCCCCCUUCGAAAUAAAUACGUUUACGAAAGCCACUAUACCCAGAACAUCUGACGUCAAACUUCGAGGCUCGCGAAUUACACCA
Molecule: messenger RNA, 1907 nt
Organism: Asterias rubens (European starfish)
Lineage: Eukaryota; Metazoa; Echinodermata; Asteroidea; Forcipulatida; Asteriidae
Product: integral membrane protein 2B-like
Exons: 6
Coding region: 169-951 (260 amino acids)
Biological process (GO): negative regulation of amyloid precursor protein biosynthetic process
Cellular component (GO): Golgi apparatus; extracellular exosome; plasma membrane
Molecular function (GO): amyloid-beta binding
Source: RefSeq, a predicted model, not a curated record